AACAUCAAUGUUAUCACAACACUCUGCUUCAUUUGCGAUGGCUUAAUCAAGGUUUCUCACUUCUUUCAAACACAGUAUUGCAUCAAAUUGUGCUAAUAAUGGAAAGCUUUUCCAAAGUGAUCAGCUUCUACCAGAUGCUCGCACUGCAUUGGUUUAGUUCCAAACGAAAUGAGGCCGUAAACUGUGAAACUAUCUUCUUCAUUACCUUCAACUUUUGCUUUGUGACUGUCCUUUUCUGCUGGAUCUACUGGAACCCAUCGUUGGUAAUUUUCACCGACAGUCCGCUGGGCUAUGUGGUGGAUUAUUUCAAAUUUCUUCUGAUGAUUUUCACCUACUACUCGCUGUUUGUGGAAAGUGGCUUUCAAGCUAGGAUUCUACGUCAAGUUUGGAAAGAACUGGAACAAUUCCAGCACAUUCUUCCCCGUGCGGAAUGGGCAUCUCAGCAGCGUGGUCAUUUUGUUGUGGUCGCCUGCUUUGUGCUUUACAUGUCCUGGUGGGAGAUUACAUACGCGUACUGUAUUUGUAAGACGUUUCGAUGUACCAACUUUACUAUCACGUUUUGGGCCCUGUUUUUGCUGCUGCAUUUGCGCCAAUUGCAGGUUUUACUCUACACCGAUCUAGUGGGCUUUUGCUUGAAGACACUAAACACGGAGCUCUCGUGGACGAUCGAGCUGAGCAAAGGUGCUAGUAGAUAUGGUGGUGUUCGCAGUGAUGGACAGAUCUGUGGUAAUUUAUGCACACUGGUGGAUGUAUUCGCCCGUACCGAACAUCUGGUCGAAUUACUUAACCGAGCAUUUGGAUACUCGUUUACCAUCAUCAAGUUGAUCAAUCACAUCUACAUACUAACGGAUACGUACUGGAUUGUGCGGGGUUUUACAAGCAGAAGAGUCCUCGGAUCACUGUGUAGGUGUUAGAAGUGAACUUGCGUCA
Anopheles funestus (African malaria mosquito) is the source of this 930-nucleotide messenger RNA. RefSeq lists its product as uncharacterized. The record is from RefSeq and is a predicted model, not a curated record. The transcript has a single exon. Gene Ontology annotation, cellular component: membrane. NCBI's taxonomy places the organism in Eukaryota, Metazoa, Arthropoda, Insecta, Diptera, Culicidae. Bases 99 to 914 code for a protein of 271 amino acids. Gene Ontology annotation, biological process: sensory perception of taste.